AUGUCCGACCUCGCGAACCGCAAGGUCUUCAAGGUUUUCAACCAGGAGUUCGUCGUCGACGAGCGAUACAACGUGACAAAGGAGCUGGGACAGGGUGCCUAUGGCAUUGUCUGCGCCGCGACCAACAACCAGACUGGCGAGGGCGUAGCCAUUAAGAAGGUCACCAAUGUCUUCAGCAAGAAGAUCCUCGCCAAGCGCGCCCUGCGCGAGAUCAAGCUGCUGCAGCACUUCAGAGGGCACCGCAACAUCACAUGUCUCUACGACAUGGACAUUCCCCGCCCUGACAACUUCAACGAGUGCUACCUCUACGAGGAGCUCAUGGAGUGCGAUCUGGCUGCCAUCAUCCGCUCUGGCCAGCCCCUCACCGACGCCCAUUUCCAGUCCUUCAUCUACCAGAUUCUCUGCGGUCUGAAGUACAUCCACUCGGCGAACGUCCUCCACCGCGACCUCAAGCCCGGCAACCUGCUCGUAAACGCCGACUGCGAGCUCAAGAUCUGCGAUUUUGGUCUGGCCAGAGGCUUCUCCAUGGACCCCGAAGAGAAUGCCGGAUACAUGACCGAAUACGUGGCUACCAGGUGGUACAGAGCACCCGAGAUCAUGUUGAGUUUCCAGAGCUACACAAAAGCCAUCGAUGUAUGGUCGGUUGGUUGCAUUCUGGCUGAGCUCCUCGGCGGCAAACCCUUCUUCAAGGGUCGCGACUACGUGGAUCAGCUCAACCAGAUUCUGCACUACCUUGGAACACCCAACGAAGAGACACUGUCGCGCAUUGGGUCCCCCCGCGCCCAAGACUACGUGCGCAACCUCCCUCGCAUGCAAAAGAUCCCCUUCCAAUCUCUCUUCCGCAACGCCAAUCCCGAUGCUCUCGACCUCCUCGACCGUCUGCUUGCCUUCGAUCCCUCGAGCCGCAUCUCUGUCGAGGAAGCGCUCGAGCACCGCUACCUGCAGAUCUGGCACGAUGCCUCGGACGAGCCGUCCUGCCCGACGACGUUCGACUUCCAGUUCGAGGUCGUCGACGAGAUCCCGGAGAUGAAGCUCAUGAUUCUUGACGAGGUCAACCGCUUCCGCCAAAUGGUGCGCGUCCAGCCUGGUGCUGGCGGCGCGGGGCAACAGCAGGCGGGCCAGCAGGUCCCGAUUCCGAACAACUACGACCGCGCGGGCUAUGAGGACCCAAGGCCACAAGAAGCGUUCAAUCAGCAGACAGGGCAGUGGAACGAUUUGGAGAGGGAUUUGCAGGGGUUGGACGGGAGGCUGAGAUAG
Messenger RNA from Ascochyta rabiei, 1257 nucleotides. RefSeq names its product Mitogen-activated protein kinase. Gene Ontology annotation, molecular function: MAP kinase activity; ATP binding. Gene Ontology annotation, cellular component: nucleus; cytoplasm. The transcript is spliced from 5 exons. Lineage: Eukaryota; Fungi; Ascomycota; Dothideomycetes; Pleosporales; Didymellaceae. The coding region runs from base 1 to 1257 and encodes 418 amino acids. The record is from RefSeq and is a predicted model, not a curated record. Gene Ontology annotation, biological process: intracellular signal transduction; protein phosphorylation.